Molecule: messenger RNA, 405 nt
Organism: Dictyostelium discoideum AX4
Lineage: Eukaryota; Evosea; Eumycetozoa; Dictyosteliales; Dictyosteliaceae
Exons: 1
Coding region: 1-405 (134 amino acids)
Source: RefSeq, a predicted model, not a curated record
AUGUUAACUCAUGAUUUGACCAAAAACUUGGGACGACCCUCUUUUUUACCUAAAGAACUAACUAUUAGUGAUUCUCAAGUUCAAAGGUUAAAAACUCCAUGUUUUGAAGAAAUUAUCCGUUCAUUUUUAAACAAACGUAAACCAAAGCAAAAUUGGCAAUUAUCAUUAGAGAUUGAAGAAAAAUUAUCAAAUCCUACUAUACUUGAUAUUUUUAAAACUAUAAGAACCACAGAAGAGACAAUUAUUUCUGAUGAAUCAUCAAGGGAUUUUUUCAUAUAUUCACUUUUAAAAAUUGAUUGGUAUGUUAUUAUUAUUAUUAUAACUAUUACUAUUAUUAUUAUUAUAGUUAUUAUUCUUACUAUUACUGUUAUUAUUAUUAUAAUUAUUAUUUUAUAUAUUUACUAA